AUGAAAUACACGGAUCCAAGCUGGUAUUUACCACGUGGUGUUGUGCAGCGAAACGCUGCUUUAGCAUGGAUCAGAACACAGCUGUCCUAUGCUAAGAAUGGAGCUGUUUAUUUCGGCGACGACGACAACACGUACGACUUGCGAUUGUUUGAUGAGAUCAGAUCGAUAGAUGUGGCUGGAAUUUGGCCUGUAGGCAUAGUGGGUGGUCUCGUGGUAGAAAGACCACUGCUGGCCGAUAAUGGAACUGUCGUUGGUUUCAACGCCGUUUGGAAGCCUGAUCGGCAGUUCCCUAUUGAUAUGGCAGCGUUUGCUGUGAACAUUACUUUGGUCACUUCUCAUCCUAACGCUGGGUUCUCUUAUGACGUGCCCAGAGGAUAUCAAGAAUCGCAUUUUCUCACUGGGCUAGGAUUGUCACGAAGUGAUCUCGAGCCUAAGGCGGCGCUAUGCUCCAAAGUCUAUGUGUGGCACACAAGAACCGAGAAAGGGAAAUUCUCGAAAGAAGAUUGGAAACGGAUAGCGACGAAGGAUAGAGGAUUAUUUGAUGACAUCGAAGCCCACGCUCUUGGGCUCUGA
This is a messenger RNA of Cooperia oncophora, 573 nucleotides long. The record is from the annotation of a GenBank genome assembly. NCBI's taxonomy places the organism in Eukaryota, Metazoa, Nematoda, Chromadorea, Rhabditida, Trichostrongylidae.